UGCUCUCGGCCUCUUUUGCCCGAUGCCGCUCAGCUGUGAGUUGAGGCCCUGACUCCCUUCCCACAGAAGGAAGAGUCCCUUGUCUCUGAAGAUGAACUCCACAGACCCUCUUCAGGACGCUCCCAACGCCACCUUGCUCCACGCACGUCACUCGCACGGAGGAAACAGCACCGCGCUCCAGGGGGGCCUGCAAGACCUCAUCCACACCGCCACCUUGGUAACCUGCACUUUUCUUCUCGCAGUCAUCUUCUGCCUUGGCUCUUACGGCAACUUCAUUGUCUUCUUGUCCUUCUUUGACCCAGCCUUCAGGAAAUUCAGAACCAACUUUGAUUUCAUGAUCCUGAACCUGUCCUUCUGUGACCUCUUCAUCUGCGGAGUGACAGCCCCCAUGUUCACCUUCGUCUUGUUCUUCAGCUCAGCCAGUAGCAUCCCAGAUGCCUUCUGCUUCACCUUCCACCUCACCAGUUCGGGCUUCAUCAUCAUGUCCCUCAAGACAGUGGCGGUGAUCGCCCUGCAUCGGCUCCGGAUGGUACUGGGGAAGCAGCCCAAUCGCACAGCCUCCUUUCCCUGCACCCUGCUCCUCACCCUGCUUCUCUGGGCCACCAGCUUCACUCUUGCCACCUUGGGCACCCUGAAAACCAGCAAGUCCCACCUCUGCCUUCCUAUGUCCAGUCUGAUGGCCGGAGAAGGGAAAGCCAUUUUGUGUCUCUAUGUGGUCGACUUCGCCUGUUGUGUCGCUGUGGUAUCUGUCUCUUACAUCAUGAUCGCUCAGACGCUGCGGAAAAAUGCCCAAGUCAGAAAGUGCCCCCCUGUGAUCACAGUGGAUGCUUCCAGACCACAGCCUUUCAUGGGGGCCCCUGGAAAAGGGAGUGCAGAUCCCAUCCAGUGCACCAUGCCAGCUCUCUAUAGGAACCAGAAUUACAACAAACUGCAGCACGUUCAAACCCAUGGAUACACCAAGAGUCUUAACCAGAUGCCUACCCCGGGGGCCAGCCGGCUGCAGCUGGUCUCCGCCGUCAAUCUCUCCGCGGCGAAGGAUUCCAGAGCGGUGGUCACCUGUGUGGUCAUCGUGCUGUCGGUCCUGGUGUGCUGUCUUCCCCUGGGGAUUUCCUUGGUGCAGGUGGUCCUUUCCAGCAACGGGAGCUUCCUCCUUUACCAGUUUGAACUCUUUGGAUUUACCCUUAUAUUUUUCAAGUCGGGGUUAAACCCUUUUAUAUAUUCUCGGAACAGCUCAGGGCUGAGGAGGAAAGUGCUCUGGUGCCUCCAGUACGUGAGCCUGGGUUUUUUCUGCUGCAAACAGAAGACUCGACUUCGAGCCAUGGGAAAAGGAAACCUGGAAAUCAACAGAAACAAAUCCUCCCAUCAUGAAACAAACUCUGCCUACAUGUUGUCCCCAAAGCCCCAGAAGAAAUUCGUGGACCAGGCUUGCGGCCCAAGUCACUCGAAGGAGAGUGUGGUCAGUCCCAAGAUCUCUGCCGGCCACCAGCACUACGGUCAGAGCAGCUCCACCCCCAUCAACACUCGGCUGGAACCCUACUACAGCAUUUACAACAGCAGCCCCUCCCAGGAAGAGAGCAGCCCGCCCAACUUGCAGCCGGUCAACUCCUUCGGGUUUGCCAGCUCCUAUAUUGCCAUGCACUAUCACACCACUAAUGACCUACUGCACGAGUAUGACAGCACGUCGGCCAAGCAGAUCCCAGUGCCCUCUGUGUAGGGGCGUGGAGGCUGGAGACUCUUGUGGGAGGAAACUGUUUUUGUUUCUGAAUCCAGUUGACUUCUUUUUUCCGCACUUCUGUGAGACCGCGGUAGGUGAAAACUUCCAGACUCAGUGGAACAGUUGGCAGUUCUGAUUUUCUCCUGUCUGAAGCAUCAGCAUCUAUUGAUUUGCUUUGUGAUUUCUUGACAUUUGAAGAUUUGGUGUAAAAAUUGAUUAUUUAGAUUUUUACCCUGACCUGCGCUCUGAUCUUUUGUACUAGACUUUUUAAGUAGAUGCCAGGAGUGAUCACGCUAAUGUACUGAAGGAGAACAGACUGAGUAAGAUCAUUUGAGUCUGUGUUCUCGGUCUUCGAAGUAUGCCUGAGUUGGAUUUUUUUAAACAAUGUGAAGAUAUGAUCUUCACUGAGGCAAAUUUUUUAUUAACUGAACUAUAAAUUUGGAUUCGUUAAAGUGUUGCAAUGGGGAGCAAUACACUUUUUUGGUAGUAGGCUUAUUUGAAUAAAUAAUAGAUUGUCAAAGCAGAAAAUCAGAAAUAUAUUGUCUAUAAUUACCUUUACCCAAGGCACACAGGCAUUAAGUAUUUCCUUUUCAUAAGACAGUCAACCAAGAAUACAGUAUUAUGAUUAUUACCUUAUCUUAUUAUGGACAUUAUUAUUUUGUGCAAGUUAACUAACUGUAUAGCUUUUUAUUAAAAGAAAAAAAUUUUAAUGUUUUUUAUUUAUUUUUGAGAGACAGAGAGAGACAGCAUGAGCAGCAGA
Messenger RNA from Suricata suricatta (meerkat), 2474 nucleotides. RefSeq names its product G protein-coupled receptor 75 (gene GPR75). The record is from RefSeq and is a predicted model, not a curated record. The transcript has a single exon. The coding region runs from base 92 to 1714 and encodes 540 amino acids. Gene Ontology annotation, cellular component: membrane. Gene Ontology annotation, biological process: G protein-coupled receptor signaling pathway. Gene Ontology annotation, molecular function: C-C chemokine receptor activity. Lineage: Eukaryota; Metazoa; Chordata; Mammalia; Carnivora; Herpestidae.